UUUGUGUAGCUCUGACAGUUGGCUGUGAAAACUCCCGUGAUAACCGGUAAAAAUGUCGUGGUCUGUUGUGCGCCGGUUGAUUGUUUUGAACCACAAAAUUAGUCAAUUGCGAGUGGUCAGUGGGACUUGGGUACGUGAAUUUGGAAUGAGUCGCCACUACGAGCAGUUUCCUCGGAAUCAGGAAUCGAAGACACAUCAGGAGAAGAAAGACGGGCGUAGAGCGACAGUAUUGUUUCUGUCAGCCGUGGGCAUGCUCGUGCUUUCUCUGAGCUAUGCCGCCGUGCCGCUGUAUCGCCUCUUCUGCCAGGCCUACAGCUAUGGUGGGACUGUCUUGGGGAAGCAGGAAACGGCGGACCUAGGUGCAUUGAGUGUGAGGCCGGAAAAGAAGAUUCGUGUACGCUUCAAUGCAGACACUGCGGCAAGCCUCACCUGGGGUUUCCAGCCACAACAGGCAGAAGUGACGGUUGUGCCUGGAGAGACGGCGCUCGCCUUUUACACCGCUACAAACCGCACGGACCGCCCGAUCGAUGGUAUUGCUACUUACAAUGUGGUGCCCUUUGAAGUUGGUCAGUACUUCAACAAGAUCCAAUGUUUUUGUUUCGAGGAGCAGCGCCUGAAUCCGGGAGAGCAGGUGGAUAUGCCAGUGUUCUUCUACAUCGAUCCUGAGUUUGCGGAUGACCCGAAGAUGGAGUAUGUGAAUGAAGUUACACUGUCAUACACAUUUUUUGAGGCUCGGGAAGGGUUGAAGCUACCUGGGCUUCCGUUCGGCGUGCAAGACAGAGCAGUUCAAUGA
Molecule: messenger RNA, 793 nt
Organism: Notodromas monacha
Lineage: Eukaryota; Metazoa; Arthropoda; Ostracoda; Podocopida; Cyprididae
Source: the annotation of a GenBank genome assembly